Messenger RNA from Lemur catta (Ring-tailed lemur), 16582 nucleotides. RefSeq names its product AHNAK nucleoprotein 2 (gene AHNAK2). The transcript is spliced from 6 exons. Gene Ontology annotation, molecular function: protein binding. The record is from RefSeq and is a predicted model, not a curated record. Lineage: Eukaryota; Metazoa; Chordata; Mammalia; Primates; Lemuridae. Bases 144 to 15920 code for a protein of 5258 amino acids. Gene Ontology annotation, biological process: regulation of RNA splicing. Gene Ontology annotation, cellular component: nucleus; costamere; cytoplasm.
AGGGGUCCUCACCUGUUUAUGAAUGCGCAGCUGAGGGUGCUGACUUUGGGCCCCAGGACGACGCCCCGAGCCGGCAAGUGUCCUCGGGGAGACGGAGAUCCUGGUGGAAGUGGGACUCAGGGGACUCGCGGACAUUUUUCAGGAUGAGUCGUCCAGAGUCCGUGCAGGAAGCCACAGAGGUGACGCUGAAGACAGAGGUGGAGGCAGGAGCCAGCGGCUACAGUGUCACGGGCGGCGGGGACCGGGGUAUCUUUGUCAAACAGGUGCUGAAGGACUCCUCGGCCGCCAAGCUCUUCAGCUUGAGAGAAGGGGACCAGCUGCUCAGCGCCACCGUGUUCUUUGACAACAUUAAAUAUGAAGACGCUCUCAAAAUCCUUCAGUAUUCAGAGCCGUACAAAGUUCAGUUCAAAAUCAGACGGAAACUCCCGGCCCGCGAGGAUGAGGAGCGGGGAACCGGGGGCGCCCAGCGCGGCCCUGAGGGCGAGGAGAAGCAGGACCAGGCCGUCGCCGACGAGAGCAAAGAGACCCCCACGAGGACGCUGGAAGGAGACGGGGACCGAGAGAGACUCAUCGCCAAGCCCAGGGUGGGGAGAGGCAGGCGGGCCCAGAGGGACAGGUUCUCCUGGCCCAAAUUCCACACAAUAACAGGAAAGCGGCGGCCGGGACCCCGGAGGUCACACAGCUCUUCGGAGGCCCACGACCGCGGGGACGUGCCUGACGUGUCCCCCACGAGCACAGACACGGAGGGCCAGCUCGUGGCCGAGCACCAGGAGCAGGAGGCAGCGCCAGGCAGCCAGCGCAGGAGCAGCUUCCUGAACCUCAGGCUCAGGGCUGGCACGGGGCAGGGCCCCUCUGCGGCAGGGCACCCGGGCCCGGAGCCCAGGGCUGGCAGCCGGGAGGACACGGGGGCUGCCUCGUACUCCAGGAGGCAGGAGGGGGCAGCACAGGUGCCAGCGGCUCAGAGCACCCAGCAGGCCACAGAGGCCCUGGCAGCCCCCGGGGAACAGGCAGGUCCCUCAGCCAGACUCCAUAGAACCAAGGAGCGGACACCCCAGGGGGAGGCUCUGCCACAGAGGAGACCUCGGACGGGGCAGGACAGGGAAGGACAGGGGGUGCGGGGCCUGGAAAUGGGGGUUGCCAGACUGUCCCUGCAGGACGGGACCGAUGGAGUCAGCACUCACAUCGGCCCACCGGAAAUCCGGGUCCGAAUACAAGAUUUAAAGACACCCAAAUUUACAUUUCCCAAAGAAAAAGUUCUGGAGAAAGAAAGAGGCGCUACUGCCCCAGAGCUGGGGAAAGGCCAGACCGUGUCAUGUGCAGAAGGCACUGGCCCUGACAGUGACACGGCGGGAGGAGCAGAGGACCCGGCAGCCACGGAGCCCAUCACACCAGGGCCAGGCCAUGAGGGGGCAGGGGGACCCAGGGGGGCCGGUAUGCAGGGCACAGGCGGGGCGCAAGAGGAAGGAACGGACGAGGGAAGAGAAGAAAAACCAAAAGGGCACAAGUUCAAAAUGCCGUCCUUUGGGUGGUCACCAAGCAAAGAGCCAAAGGCAGUGAGGACAAAGCAUACCUGGGACAAGGACGAGGGCCAGGAGGGAGCUGCCGCGGUGGGCACAACAGGGGACAGAGGCAAACCCAGGGAGGGAGAGGAAGAACAGGUGCAUGCUGGAGAAAAAGACACAAUAAAACAAGAAAUAACCUUGGGGGACAAGGACGUGGCCGCCAAAGAUAGCAAGUUCAAGAUGCCCAAGAUCAAGAUGCCGUCCUUUGGGGUGUCGGCCCCCGGCAAGUCCAUCGAGGCCUCGCUGGAAGUGUCCGCGCCCAAGAUGGAGGCCGACGUGUCCCUGCCCUCCGUCCAGGGCGACCUCAAGAGCAGUGACCUCAGCAUUCAGCUCCCAAGCGCCGACCUGGAGGUACAGGCUGGCCAGGUGGACGUCCAGCUCCCGGAGGGCCAGGUGCCCGAGGCAGAUGUGGCGGUACAGGCGUCUGGAGCCGGCCUCAAGGGCCACCUGCCCAAGGUGCAGAUGCCCAGCUUCAAGAUGCCCAAGGUGGACAUCAAGGGCCCCCAGGUGGACGUCAAGGGCCCCAAGCUGGAUCUGAAAGGACCAAAGGGGCAGGUGACCGCCAGCGACGUAAAAGUAUCUGUGUCCGGAGCGGAGGUGGACGUCCAGGCGCCCGGUGCCAAGCUGGGGCCCGUGCGGCUGGAGGGGGACCUGUCCCUGGGCGACAAGGACGUGGCCGCCAAAGACAGCAAGUUCAAGAUGCCCAAGUUCAAGAUGCCGUCCUUUGGGGUGUCAGCCCCCGGCAAGUCCAUCGAGGCCUCGCUGGAAGUGUCCGCGCCCAAGGUGGAGGCCGACGUGUCCCUGCCCUCCGUCCAGGGUGACCUCAAGACCAGUGACCUCACCACUCAGCUCCCGAGCGCCGACCUUGCGGUCCAGGCUGGCCAGGUGGACGUUAAGCUCCCGGAGGGCCAGGUGCCCGAGGCAGACGUGGCGGGACAGGCGUCUGGAGCCGGCCUCAAGGGCCACCUGCCCAAGGUGCAGAUGCCCAGCUUCAAGAUGCCCAAGGUGGACAUCAAGGGCCCCCAGGUGGACGUCAGGGGUCCCAGGCUGGACGUGAAAGGCCCCAAGGGGCAGGUGACCGCCCCCGAUGUGGAUGUGUCUGUGUCCGUGCCUGGCAUGGAGGUGGACGUCCAGGCGCCCGGUGCCAAGCUGGAGCCCGUGCGGCUGGACGGGGAACUGUCCCUGGGCGACAAGGACGUGGCCGCCAAAGACAGCAAGUUCAAGAUGCCCAAGUUCAAGAUGCCGUCCUUUGGGGUGUCGGCCACCAGCAAGUCCAUCGAGGCCUCACUGGAUGUGUCCGUGCCCAACAUGGAGGCCGACGUGUCUCUGCCCUCCGUGCAGGGCGACCUCAAGACAAGUGACCUUACCAUUCAGCUUCCCAGCGCCGACCUGGAGGUCCAGGCUGGCCAGGUGGACGUCAAACUCCCGGAGGGCCAGGUGCCCGAGGCAGAUGUGGCGGUACAGGCAUCUGGAGCCAGCCUCAAGGGCCACCUGCCCAAGGUGCAGAUGCCCAGCUUCAAGAUGCCCAAGGUGGACAUCAAGGGCCCCCAGGUGGACGUUAAGGGCCCCAAGCUGGACCUGAAAGGCCCCAAGGGGCAGGUGACCGCCCCCGACGUGGACGUGUCUGUGUCCGGAGCGGAGGAGGACGUCCAGGCGACCGGUGCCAAGCUGGAGCCCGUGCGGCUGGACGGGGAACUGUCCAUGGGCGACAAGGACGUGGCCGCCAAAGACAGCAAGUUCAAGAUGCCCAAGUUCAAGAUGCCGUCCUUCGGGGUGUCGGCCCCCGGCAAGUCCAUCGAGGCCUCGCUGGAAGUGUCUGCGCCCAAGGUGGAGGCCGACGUGUCCCUGUCCUCCGUCCAGGGCAACCUCAAGACCAGUGACCUCACCAUUGAGCUCCCCAGCGCCGACCUUGCGGUCCAGGCUGGCCAGGUGGACGUCAAGCUCCCGGAGGGCCAGGUGCCCGAGGCAGACGUGGCGGCACAGGAGUCUGGAGCCGGCCUCAAGGGCCACCUGCCCAAGGUGCAGAUGCCCAGCUUCAAGAUGCCCAAGGUGGACAUCAAGGGCCCCCAGGUGGACGUGAGGGGUCCCAGGCUGGACCUGAAAGGCCCCGAGGGGCAGGUGACCGCCCCGGAUGUGGAUGUGUCUGUUUCCGUGCCUGGCAUGGACGUGGACGUCCAGGCGCCCACUGCCAAGCUGGAGCCUGUGCGGCUGGAAGGGGACUUGUCCCUGGGCGCCAAGGACGUGGCCGCCAAAGACAGCAAGUUCAAGAUGCCGAAGUUCAAGAUGCCGUCCUUCGGGGUAUCGGCCCCAGGCAAGUCCAUUGAGGCCUCGCUGGAGGUGUCCGCGCCCAAGAUGGAGGCCGACGUGUCUCUGCCCUCCGUCCAGGGCGACCUGACGACCAGUGACCUCACCAUUCAGCUCCCGAGCCCCGACCUGGAGGUCCAGGCUGGCCAGGUGAGCGUCAAACUCCCGGAGGGCCAGGUGCCCGAGGCAGAGGUGGCGGCACAGGCGUCUGGAGCCGGCCUCAAGGGCCACCUGCCCAAGGUGCAGAUGCCCAGCUUCAAGAUGCCCAAGGUGGACAUCAAGGGCCCCCAGGUGGACGUGAAGGGCCCCAAGCUGGACCUGAAAGGCCCCAAGGGGCAGGUGACCGCCCCCGAUGUUGAGGUGUCUGUGUCCGUGCCUGGCAUGGAGGUGGACGUCCAGGUGCCCAGUGCCAAGCUGGGGCCCGUGGAGCUGGAGGGGGACCUGUCCCUGGGCGACAAGGACGUAGCCACCAAAGACAGCAAAUUCAAGAUGCCGAAGUUCAAGAUGCCGUCCUUCGGGGUGUCGGCCCCCGGCAAGUCCAUCGAGGCCUCGCUGGAAGUGUCCGCGCCCAAAGUGGAGGCCGACGUGUCUCUGCCCUCCGUCCCGGGUGACCUCAAGACCAGUGACCUUACCAUUCAGCUCCCCAGCGCCGACCUGGAGGUCCAGGCAGGCCAGGUGGACGUCAAGCUCCCAGAGGGCCAGGUGCCCGAGGCAGACAUGGCGGCACAGGUGUCUGGAGCCAGCCUCAAGGGCCACCUGCCCAAGGUGCAGAUGCCCAGCUUCAAGAUGCCGAAGGUGGACAUCAAGGGCCCCCAGGUGGACGUGAAGGGCCCCCAGGUGGACGUCAAGGGCACGAAGCUGCACCUGAAAGGCCCCAAGGGGCAGGUGACCACCCCCGAUGUGGACGUGUGUGUGUCUGUGCCCGGAGAGGAGGUGGACGUCCAGGCGCCCGGUGCCAAGAUGGAGCCCAUGCGGCUAGAGGGGGACCUGUCCCUGGGUGACAAGGAAGUGCCCGCCAAAGACAGCAAGUUCAAGAUGCCCAGGUUCAAGAUGCCGUCCUUCGGGGUGUCGGCCCCCGGCAAGUCCAUCGAGGCAUCGCUGGAAGUGUCCGCGCCCAAGAUGGAGGCCGACGUGUCCCUGCCCUCCGUCCAGGGCGACCUCAAGACCAGUGACCUCACCAUUCAGCUCCCCAGCGCCGACCUGGAGGUCCAGGCUGGCAAGGCGGACGUCAAGCUCCCAGAGGGCCAGGGGCCCGAGGGAGACAUGGCGGCACAGGAGUCUGGAGCCAGCCUCAAGGGCCACCUGCCCAAGGUGCAGAUGCCCAGCUUCAAGAUGCCGAAGGUGGACAUCAAGGGCCCCCAGGUGGACGUGAAGGGCCCCAAGCUGGACCUGAAAGGCCCCAAGGGGCAGGUGACCGCCCCUGACGUGGAUGUCUCCGUGUCCGGAGCGGAGGUGGACGUCCAGGCGACCAGUGCCAAGCUGGAGCCCGGGCGGCUGGAGGGGGACCUGUCCAUGGGCGACAAGGACGUGGCCGCCAAAGACAGCAAGUUCAAGAUGCCCAAGUUGAAGAUGCCGUCCUUUGGGGUGUCGGCCCCCGGUAAGUCCUUCGAGGCCUCGCUAGAAGUGUCUGCCCCCAAGGAGGAGGCCGACGUGUCCCUGCCCUCCGUCCAGGGCGACCUCAAGACCAGUGACCUCACCAUUCAGCUCCCCAGCGCCGACCUGGAGGUCCAGGCUGGCCAGGUGGGCGUCAAACUCCCGGAGGGCCAGGUGCCCGAGGCAGACAUGGCGGCACAGGCGUCUGGAGCCGGCCUCAAGGGCCACCUGCCCAAGGUGCAGAUGCCCAGCUUCAAGAUGCCCAAGGUGGACAUCAAGGGCCCCCAGUUGGAUGUGAAGGGCCCCAAGCUGGACCUGAAAGGCCCCAAGGGGCAGGUGACCGCCCCCGAUGUUGAGGUGUCUGUGUCCGUGCCUGGCAUGGAGGUGGACGUCCAGGCGCCCGGUGCCAAGCUGGGGCCUGUGGAGCUGGAGGGGGACCUGUCCCUGGGCGACAAGGACGUGGCCGCCAAAGACAGCAAGUUCAAGAUGCCCAAGUUCAAGAUGCCGUCCUUCGGGGUGUCGGCCCCUGGCAAGUCCAUCGAGGCAUCGCUGGAAGUGUCCCCGCCCAAGGUGGAGGCCGACGUGUCCCUGCCCUCCAUCCAGGGCGACCUCAAGACCAGUGACCUUACCAUUCAGCUCCCCAGCGCCGACCUGGAGGUCCAGGCUGGCCAGGCGGACGUCAAACUACCAGAGGGCCAGGUGCCCAAGGGAGACAUGGCGGCACAGGCGUCUGGAGCCAGCCUCAAGGGCCACCUGCCCAAGGUGCAGAUGCCCAGCUUCAAGAUGCCGAAGGUGGACAUCAAGGGCCCCCAGGUGGACGUGAAGGGCCCCAAGCUGGACCUGAAAGGCCCCAAGGGGCAGGUGACCGCCCCCGACGUGGACGUGUCUGUCUCUGGAGUAGAGGUGGACGUCCAGGCGCCCGGUGCCAAGCUGGAGCCCAUGCGGCUGGACGGGGACCUGUCCCUGGGUGACAAGCACGUGGCCACCAAAGAGAGCAAGUUCAAGAUGCCCAAGUUCAAGAUGCCAUCCUUCGGGGUGUCGGCCCCCGGCAAGUCCAUCGAGGCAUCGCUGGAAGUGUCCGUGCCCAAGAUGGAGGCCGACAUGUCCCUGCCCUCCGUCCAGGGCGACCUCAAGACCAGUGACCUCAGCAUUCAGCUCCCCAGCGCCGCCCUGGACGUCCAGGCUGGCAAGGCGGACGUCAAGCUCCCAGAGGGCCAGGGGUCCGAGGCAGACAUGGCGGCACAGGAGUCUGGAGCCAGCCUCAAGGGCCACCUGCCCAAGGUGCAGAUGCCCAGCUUCAAGAUGCCAAAGGUGGACAUCAAGGGCCCCCAGGUGGACGUGAAGGGCCCCAAGCUGGACCUGAAAGGCCCCAAGGGGCAGGUGACCGCCCCUGACGUGGAUGUCUCCGUGUCCGGAGCGGAGGUGGACGUCCAGGCGACCAGUGCCAAGCUGGAGCCCGUGCGGCUGGAGGGGGACCUGUCCUUGGGCGACAAGGACGUGGCCGCCAAAGACAGCAAGUUCAAGAUGCCCAAGUUGAAGAUGCCGUCCUUUGGGGUGUCGGCCCCCGGUAAGUCCAUCGAGGCCUCGCUAGAAGUUUCUGCCCCCAAGGAGGAGGCCGACGUGUCCCUGCCCUCCGUCCAGGGCGACCUCAAGACCAGUGACCUCACCAUUCAGCUCCCCAGCGCCGACCUGGAGGUCCAGGCUGGCCAGGUGGGCGUCAAACUCCCGGAGGGCCAGGUGCCCGAGGCAGACAUGGCGGCACAGGCGUCUGGAGCCGGCCUCAAGGGCCACCUGCCCAAGGUGCAGAUGCCCAGCUUCAAGAUGCCCAAGGUGGACAUCAAGGGCCCCCAGGUGGAUGUGAAGGGCCCCAAGCUGGACCUGAAAGGCCCCAAGGGGCAGGUGACUGCCCCCGAUGUUGAGGUGUCUGUGUCCGUGCCUGGCAUGGAGGUGGACGUCCAGGCGCCCAGUGCCAAGCUGGGGCCCGUGGAGCUGGAGGGGGACCUGUCCCUGGGCGACAAGGACGUGGCCGCCAAAGACAGCAAGUUCAAGAUGCCCAAGUUCAAGAUGCCGUCCUUCGGGGUGUCGGCCCCUGGCAAGUCCAUCGAGGCAUCGCUGGAAGUGUCCCCGCCCAAGGUGGAGGCCGACGUGUCCCUGCCCUCCGUCCAGGGCGACCUCAAGACCAGUGACCUUACCAUUCAGCUCCCCAGCGCCGACCUGGAGGUCCAGGCUGGCCAGGCGGACGUCAAACUACCAGAGGGCCAGGUGCCCAAGGGAGACAUGGCGGCACAGGCGUCUGGAGCCAGCCUCAAGGGCCACCUGCCCAAGGUGCAGAUGCCCAGCUUCAAGAUGCCCAAGGUGGACAUCAAGGGCCCCCAGGUGGAUGUGAAGGGCCCCAAGCUGGACCUGAAAGGCCCCAAGGGGCAGGUGACCGCCCCCGAUGUUGAGGUGUCUGUGUCCGUGCCUGGCAUGGAGGUGGACGUCCAGGCGCCCGGUGCCAAGCUGGAGCCCAUGCGGCUGGACGGGGACCUGUCCCUGGGUGACAAGCACGUGGCCACCAAAGAGAGCAAGUUCAAGAUGCCCAAGUUCAAGAUGCCAUCCUUCGGGGUGUCGGCCCCCGGCAAGUCGAUCGAGGCCUCGCUGGAUGUGUCCGCGCCCAAGAUGGAGGCUGACGUGUCUCUGCCCUCCGUCCAGGGCGACCUCAAGACCAGUGACCUCACCCUUCAGCUCCCCAGCACCGACCUGGAGGUCCAGGCUGGCCAGUUGAGCGUCAAACUCCCGGAGGGCCAGCUGCCCGAGGCAGACGUGGCGGCACAGGCGUCUGGAGCCGGCCUCAAGGGCCACCUGCCCAAGGUGCAGAUGCCCAGCUUCAAGAUGCCCAAGGUGGACAUCAAGGGCCCCCAGGUGGACGUGAAGGGCCCCAAGCUGGACCUGAAAGGCCCCAAGGGGCAGGUGACCGCCCCCGAUGUUGAUGUGUCUGUGUCCGUGCCUGGCAUGGAGGUGGACGUCCAGGCGCCCAGUGCCAAGCUGGGGCCCGUGGAGCUGGAGGGGGACCUGUCCCUGGGCGACAAGGACGUGGCCGCCAAAGACAGCAAGUUCAAGAUGCCCAAGUUCAAGAUGCCGUCCUUCGGGGUGUCGGCCCCCGGCAAGUCCAUCGAGGCAUCACUGGAAGUGUCCGCGCCCAAGGUGGAGGCCGACGUGUCCCUGCCCUCCAUCCAGGGCGACCUCAAGACCAGUGACCUUACCAUUCAGCUCCCCAGCGCCGACCUGGAGGUCCAGGCUUGCCAGGUGGACGUCAAGCUCCCAGAGGUCCAGGUGCCCGAGGGAGGCUUGGCGGCACAGGCGUCUGGAGCCAGCCUCAAGGGCCACCUGCCCAAGGUGCAGAUGCCCAGCUUCAAGAUGCCCAAGGUGGACAUCAAGGGCCCCCAGGUGGACGUGAAGGGCCCCAAGCUGGACCUGAAAGGCCCAAAGGGGCAGGUGACCACCCCCGACGUGGACAUGUGUGUGUCUGUGUCCGGAGCGGAGGUGGACAUCCAAGCGCCCAUUGCCAAGCUGGGGCCCGUGGAGCUGGAGGGGGACCUGUCCGUGGGUGACAAGGAAGUGCCUGCCAAAGACAGCAAGUUCAAGAUGCCCAAGUUCAAGAUGCCGUCCUUCGGGGUGUCGGCCCCCGGCAAGUCCAUCGAGGCCUCGCUGGAUGUGUCCGUGCCCAAGAUGGAGGCCGACGUGUCCCUGCCCUCCAUCCAGGGCGACCUCAAGACCAGUGACCUCAGCAUUCAGCUCCCCAGCGCCGACCUGGAGGUCCAGGCUGGCCAGGUGGACGUCAAACUACCAGAGGGCCAGGUGCCCGAGGCAGACAUGGCAGCACAGGCGUCUGGAGCCGGCCUCAAGGGCCACCUGCCCAAGGUGCAGAUGCCCAGCUUCAAGAUGCCCAAGGUGGACAUCAAGGGCCCCCAGGUGGACGUGAGGGGUCCCAGGCUGGACCUGAAAGGCCCCGAGGGGCAGGUGACCGCCCCCGAUGUGGAUGUGUCUGUUUCCGUGCCUGGCAUGGACGUGGACGUCCAGGCGUCCACUGCCAAGCUGGAGCCUGUGCGGCUGGAAGGGGACUUGUCCCUGGGCGCCAAGGACAUGGCCGCCAAAGACAGCAAGUUCAAGAUGCCGAAGUUCAAGAUGCCGUCCUUCGGGGUAUCGGCCCCCGGCAAGUACAUUGAAGCCUCGCUGGAGGUGUCCGCGCCCAAGAUGGAGGCCGACGUGUCUCUGCCCUCCGUCCAGGGCGACCUGACGACCAGUGACCUCACCAUUCAGCUCCCGAGCCCCGACCUGGAGGUCCAGGCUGGCCAGGUGGACGUCAAACUCCCGGAGGGCGAGGUGCCCGAGGCAGACGUGACGGCACAGGCGUCUGGAGCCGGCUUCAAGGGCCACCUGCCCAAGGUGCACAUGCCCAGCUUCAAGAUGCCCAAGGUGGACAUCAAGGGCCCCCAGGUGGACGUGAAGGGCCCCAAGCUGGACCUGAAAGGCCCCAAGGGGCAGGUGACCGCCCCCGACGUGGACGUGUCUGUCUCUGGAGUAGAGGUGGACGUCCUGGUGCCCGGUGCCAAGCUGGAGCCCAUGCGGCUGGACGGGGACCUGUCCCUGGGUGACAAGGACGCGGCCACCAAAGAGAGCAAGUUCAAGAUGCCCAAGUUCAAGAUGCCAUCCUUCGGGGUGUCGGCCCCCGGCAAGUCAAUCGAGGCCUCGCUGGAUGUGUCCGCGCCCAAGAUGGAGGCUGACGUGUCUCUGCCCUCCGUCCAGGGCGACCUCAAGACCAGUGACCUCACCAUUCAGCUCCCCAGCACCGACCUAGAGGUCCAGGCUGGCCAGGUGAGCGUCAAACUCCCGGAGGGCCAGGUGCCCGAGGCAGACUUGGCGGCACAGGCGUCUGGAGCCGGCCUCAAGGGCCACCUGCCCAAGGUGCAGAUGCCCAGCUUCAAGAUGCCCAAGGUGGACAUCAAGGGCCCCCAGGUGGACGUGAAGGGCCCCAAGCUGGACCUGAAAGGCCCCAAGGGGCAGGUGACCGCCCCCGAUGUUGAGGUGUCUGUGUCCGUGCCUGGCAUGGAGGUGGACGUCCAGGCGCCCAGUGCCAAGCUGGGGCCCGUGGAGCUGGAGGGGGACCUGUCCCUGGGCGACAAGGACGUGGCCGCCAAAGACAGCAAGUUCAAGAUGCCCAAGUUCAAGAUGCCGUCCUUCGGGGUGUCGGCCCCCGGCAAGUCCAUCGAGGCAUCGCUGGAAGUGUCCGCGCCCAAGGUGGAGGCCGACGUGUCCCUGCCCUCCGUCCAGGGCGACCUCAAGACCAGUGACCUUACCAUUCAGCUCCCCAGCGCCGACCUGGAGGUCCAGGCUGGCCAGGCGGACGUCAAGCUCCCAGAGGUCCAGGUGCCCGAGGGAGACAUGGCGGCACAGGCGUCUGGAGCCAGCCUCAAGGGCCACCUGCCCAAGGUGCAGAUGCCCAGCUUCAAGAUGCCCAAGGUGGACAUCAAGGGCCCCCAGGUGGACAUGAAGGGCCCCAAGCUGGACCUGAAAGGCCUCAAGGGGCAGGUGACCGUCCCCGAUGUGGACGUGUCUGUCUGUGGAGUGGAGGUGGACGUCCAGGCGCCUGGUGCCAAGCUGGAGCCCGUGCAGCUGGACGGGGACCUGUCCCUGGGUGACAAGCACGUGGCCACCAAAGAGAGCAAGUUCAAGAUGCCCAAGUUCAAGAUGCCAUCCUUCGGGGUGUCGGCCCCCGGCAAGUCGAUCGAGGCCUCGCUGGAUGUGUCCGUGCCCAAGAUGGAGGCCGACGUGUCCCUGCCCUCCGUCCAGGGCGACCUCAAGACCAGUGACCUUACCAUUCAGCUCCCCAGCGCUGACCUGGAGGUCCAGGCUGGCCAGGUGGGCGUCAAACUCCCGGAGGGUGAGGUGCCCGAGGCAGACGUGGCGGCACAGGCGUCUGGAGCCGGCCUCAAGGGCCACCUGCCCAAGGUGCAGAUGCCCAGCUUCAAGAUGCCCAAGGUGGACAUCAAGGGCCCCCAGGUGGACGUGAAGGGCCCCAAGCUGGACCUGAAAGGCCUCAAGGGGCAGGUGACCGUCCCCGAUGUGGACGUGUCUGUCUGUGGAGUGGAGGUGGACGUCCAGGCGCCUGGUGCCAAGCUGGAGCCCGUGCAGCUGGACGGGGACCUGUCCCUGGGUGACAAGCACGUGGCCACCAAAGAGAGCAAGUUCAAGAUGCCCAAGUUCAAGAUGCCAUCCUUCGGGGUGUCGGCCCCCGGCAAGUCGAUCGAGGCCUCGCUGGAUGUGUCCGUGCCCAAGAUGGAGGCCGACGUGUCCCUGCCCUCCGUCCAGGGCGACCUCAAGACCAGUGACCUUACCAUUCAGCUCCCCAGCGCUGACCUGGAGGUCCAGGCUGGCCAGGUGGGCGUCAAACUCCCGGAGGGUGAGGUGCCCGAGGCACACGUGGCGGCACAGGCGUCUGGAGCCGGCCUCAAGGGCCACCUGCCCAAGGUGCAGAUGCCCAGCUUCAAGAUGCCCAAGGUGGACAUCAAGGGCCCCCAGGUGGACGUGAAGGGCCCCAAGCUGGACCUGAAAGGCCCCAAGGGGCAGGUGACCACCCCCGAUUUUGAUGUGCCUGUGUCCGUGCCUGGCAUGGAGGUAGACGUCCAGGCGCCCAGUGCCAAGGUGGGGCCCGUGGAGCUGGAAGGGGACCUGUCCCUGGGCGACAAGGACGUGGCCGCCAAAGACAGCACGUUCAAGAUGCCCAAGUUCAAGAUGCCAUCCUUCGGGGUGUCAGCCCUCGGCAAGUCGAUCGAGGCCUCGCUGGAUGUGUCCGCGCCCAAGAUGGAGGCUGACGUGUCUCUGCCCUCCGUCCUGGGUGACCUCAAGACCAGUGACCUGAGCAUUCACCUCCCCAGUGCCGACCUGGAGGUCCAGGCUGACCAGGCGGACGUCAAACUACCAGAGGGCCAGAUGCCCGAGGCAGACAUGGCGGCACAGGCGUCUGGAGCCAGCCUCAAGGGCCACCUGCCCACGGUGCAGAUACCCAGUUUCAAGAUGCCUAAGGUGGACAUCAAGGGCCCCCAGGUGGACGUGAAGGGCCCCAAGCUGGACCUGAAAGGCCCCAAGGGGCAGGUGACCGCCCCCGACUUGGACGUGUCUGUGUCCGGAGCGGAGGUGUACGUCCAGGCGCCCAGUGCCAAGCUGAAGCCCGUGCGGCCUGAGGGGGACCUGUCCCUGGGCGACAAGGACGUGGCCGCCAAAGACAGCACGUUCAAGAUGCCCAAGUUCAAGUUGCUGUCCUUCGGGGUGUCGGCCCCCGGCAAGUCCAUUGAGGCCUCGCUGGAAGUGUCCGCGCCCAAGGUGGAGGCCGACGUGUACCUCCCCUCCGUCCAGGGCGACCUCAAGACCAGUGACCUUACCAUUCAGCUCCCCAGCGCCGACCUGGAGGUCCAGGCUGGCCAGGUGGACGUCAAACUCCCGGAGGGCCAGGUGCCCCAGGCAGACAUGGCGGCACAGGCGUCUGGAGCCGGCCUCAAGGGCCACCUGCCCAAGGUGCAGAUGCCCAGCUUCAAGAUGCCCAAGGUGGACAUCAAGGGCCCCCCGGUGGACAUCAGGUGUCCCAAGCUGGACCUGAAAGGCCCCAAGGGGCAGGUGACCGCCCCCGACGAGGACGUGUCUGUGUCCGGAGCAGAGGUGGACGUCCAGGCGCCCGGUGUCAAGCUGGAGCCCGUGCGGCUGGAGGGGGACCUGUCCCUGGGUGACAAGGACGUGGACACCAAAGAUAGCAAGUUCAAGCUGUCCAGGUCGGGAUUCUCAGGCGACAGUGUGGUGAUUUCUGGAUCUUCAUCCUAUGAAGUUUCCGUGGUCACGUCUGACGGAGUGGGCAGCGUGUUCUCCCCUGAGCCUACUUCCAAUGUAGGUGAAAUGGACUCAGGUGUCGCUCUGGAGUAUCAUCUUCCUGAUCCCAGUAUUGACCGUAGCUUUCGUGGUUAUGUUAGAAAAGAUCCGGAGAUAAUCAAAGUUAGGAAAUCCCAUUUCAAAGUUUCCAGUUUGUUUUCUUCUGGUGCCAAAACUCCCAAAGACUCCGUGGCUGCUGGUGACCAGUCGGUGGGACGUGUGCCCAGCGCUGCCUUGGCGGCCCCCGCAGAGACGCAGAGCCCUGAGCUGCCGGGACCAGCUCAGGCUUCGGGGGACCCCCCGGCGCUGGGCCCCACCUUCACGCUGGCCGGGUUUCCUUCUUCCCGGCUUGACCUCUCGGCUGCCCUGGGCGAGUCCUGCGUGUACACUCCCAGUGCGGCCGUCACUCUCACGAAGUACCAGGUGACUGCGCCCUGGGCCGUGUUGUCCCCUCAGCCUUCCCUGGAGCCUUCCCGUGGGUGCGACGCUGACGUUGGCCCUCACAGCACAGAUCGCUCCGGUGACCGGCAGCCUCGUGACGGGGUUCCAGUGUCCCCCCCUGAUAGUGGCGCUGGCCUGGAGUAUGCCACGAUUCCGGCUUCUCACAGUCAUGUGACUUUUCCUAAGUUCCAUAAACCUAAGUUUGGGUUUUCCGUCCCCAAGGCAGCGGUUCAUGAGGGAGCCGCACACGGGGCAGAGUGUUUCCGGGUCCCGUCCCCUCCUAGCCCUGCAACGGAAGAGCCCCUGCAGCUGUCCGCCCCCGCCGUGGCAAGUCCAGAGGAGGAGGCCGCCGCGGGGGGGAUGGCCGUGGACUCCCAGGGGCGCUGGUUUAAGAUGCCCACGCUCCGCAUGCCCCGCUUCGGGCGCUCCUCCCGGGACAGGGGCGGGGCCGGGAAGCAGGAAGUGGCUGCAGCUGGAGCCAAGGAGCUCCUGGGUCCUGCCUCAUGCCUGGGGGACAGCGCGUCCCUGCGGCCCCCAGAAGCAGAAGCAGCUGUGACAGCUUCUGAGAGCAAACUGUCCACAGGUGUCCUCGGGCAGGAUCCUGGCGGCACAGGCUCGCAGCUGGUCCUCCCCAGCCCUGGGAGGCCCGAGGCCGAUCUUUCCCCUUCCAGGGCCAGGGUCCCGCCAGCCGAAGGCUCCCUCCCACUUGUGACGGCUGGCCCGGGACUCCCAGAGAGCCGGGCUCCUCCAGGAGAAGCAGGCGGGACUCCUGUUCCCACGCCAGGAGAGCGAGACCUUGCCAGGGUGGAGGUGACGACAGGGGAACGGUCUUCCCAGCUGGAGGGGCCUCUUAGGCUGAAAGCUUCAAGCACCGACGUGCCGUCCCAGAUUUCCGUAGUUAACACGAAUCAGCUCUGGGAAGACUCCGUGCUAACCGUCAGAUUCCCCAAGUUCAAGGUGCCGCGGUUCUCCUUCCCCGGCCCCGGCGCGGAGGCCGACGUCUUCAUCCCCACCGUGAAGGAGGUGCAGUGUCCGGAGCCCGGCGCCGGUGGGGCCCUCGGCGGGGAGAGCCCGGGGCCGUGGGAAGCCAGCAUCCUGAAGGCAGGCGCCGGGGGCCCCGGGGAGCAGCCUGCGGGCCUCGACCUCUCCUUGGCGGCUCCCCCAAUUUCUAAGGUCAGAGUGCACAUCCAGGGUGCGCAGGCUGAGAGUCAAGAGGUCACCAUACACAGCAGGGUGACGCCAGAGGUCGCAGACCUCCCGAAGCCCCGGGCUUUCUCCACUCAGAUCGUGCGGGAGUCAGAGAUCCCUGUGUCCAAGAUUCAAACACCUGCUUACGGGUUUUCCUUGCUAAAGGUGAAAAUCCCGGAGCCCGAAACGCAAGCUGCGGCACACGCAGUGACACGAGAGGGCUUGGAAGAGGCUGCCACACAAGCCUCCCCGGGAGCAGACCCCGUCCCUGGAGAGCUGCAGCCCGACACCGGGGAGCCAUUCGAGAUCAUCUCCCCCAGUGCCGGCGCACCGGGACCACAGACACUCACCCUGGAAGUCCCUUCUGGCCACCAGCUCGCAGACAGCUGUUUGGAUGAGGAGCCAGCAGAGAUUCUGGAGUUUCCCCCUGACCACGGCCGAGACGCAGCCACGCCGCUGGCAGACGGAGGCAGGGCUCCGACAGAGAGACCGGAAAGUAAAAAACCGGGUCUGCUCUGGUCUUGGCUUCCAAACAUUGGCUUUUCUUCUUCCGUCGAGGAGACAAGCGCUGACUCCAAAGAGGGCGUCCGGAGCCCUGUCCCCGCGGAGACACAGCCCCAGGCGCGGCCGGACGCGGAGCUGCCCAGAAAGCAGGAGAGGGCAGGCUGGUUCCGGUUUCCCAAGUUAGGGUUCUCCUCUUCCCCGGCCAAGAAAGGCAAAAGCACUGAGGAGGAGGCGGGCCCGGCAGAGCAAAAACUCCACGAAGAAACAGUCACCUUUUUUGACGCCCGAGAGAGCUUCUCCCCCGACGAGAAGGACGAGCAGGAGCUGGUGGCGGCGGCACCAGGGACGGAGCCAACCCUGCCGGAGCAGGACGACACGCCUGGCGAUGCCUCUGUGCCCAGACCACCACCACGGGAAGGCCACGAGGUGUGACCUGUCAGCACGGAGACACAGACAGACCGAGUCAGAGAGCAGACCCCCCCCGUCCCUGCAUGGCCCUCCUGACGCGGAACCAAAGACGUGCCCGGCUCCCCCAGGGCCCGGGGAGCAAAGAACACGGCCUGACCUCCCCAGGGCAGGAUCGCCCUGGCACAAUGGCGCUCUUGGUGCCGACGACGGGGACGUCUUGGGGUCUCCGCUAGACAAGCUUCAAGAGACCUGUCCGUACUGCCCGUGAGAACAUGGCUGCUUCUCCGAGGAAAGGGCUGGGGUGGCUGCGGUGUGGCGGUAGUUCCUGGUCACGUCUGUCCUGCUGCUGCUGCUGCUGCUUCCUGGCAGAUGUGGUUUUCCUAUUUCAGGCAGGGUACGGGCGCCCCGGGAAACCCUCCUUCCUGCUACUACGCUUCCCCCUCCGAGCGAGCGUCUCUCUAAGGGCAGCCGCGGGAUGCUUCGUGUGGUGACACUCACAGGCCGCGACAGUGGGCGGGGCCAGCGGCAGAGGGUGGGACGGCUGCACGUGUCCACCUGCCUGCCGGCACCUGUCCAGUGUGCACGGCCGCACGCUGCAGCCCCGCGCCCCGACGUGCACGCUGCGGCCCGACUGCGGACGGGACGGGCUCAGCGGGUCCCUGGAUGGGCAAUAAAGGAAGUGACGU